Messenger RNA from Meira miltonrushii, 3180 nucleotides. RefSeq lists its product as uncharacterized. The coding region runs from base 253 to 2811 and encodes 852 amino acids. Gene Ontology annotation, cellular component: gamma-tubulin small complex; centrosome; equatorial microtubule organizing center. Lineage: Eukaryota; Fungi; Basidiomycota; Exobasidiomycetes; Exobasidiales; Brachybasidiaceae. Gene Ontology annotation, biological process: meiotic cell cycle; cytoplasmic microtubule organization; spindle assembly. The record is from RefSeq and is a predicted model, not a curated record. Gene Ontology annotation, molecular function: microtubule minus-end binding; gamma-tubulin binding. The transcript has 2 exons.
AGAAGGUUGGAAGAUCUUGUACAUGCUUCCGUUCCAUCUGCAAGGCCAAGACGAUCAGAAGUUGAUAGAAAAAAGGUCGAAGAAAGGGAUGCAUGGCGAUCUGAAUUGGUUGAGACGGUUGAGGACAUACUCGCAAACGAGAAAGAAGAUGGAACCCAAAAGCUGGAUCAAGGUCAAUUGGUUACCUCUCUAAGACGUAAAUUGACCAAACAUGAUCUUGAUGGAGGACAGGGUUCGGCCGUAAGACUGGAAAUGCUGGUCUCCAAAAUGAAAAAACAGCCUGGCCUUUCUCGCGAAGUGAAUGGCCUAUUAGAGCUAGUUCAGGAACUUGCUUUCACGAAUCGACUCGUAUCACAUGGACAGAAUUCCGUUCCUUAUCGACAACGAACACCAAAGCUUGAUUCGGCACAGACCUUUCAGACUGAUAAACAAAAUGGAGCGACUAAACAUGCAAGCUCGAACGAGGCUGAAACAAAGGCGCCGCUGGCCCCAUCCACUUCAGCCGCAAAUAAUGCGAAUCAGGAAGCAGCGAUAACGAAUGGAUUAGCAGCCCUGAACUUGACGACAGAUGAAAAGAUGCUGCCCAAAGCCAUGCUCUUGCAAAGAUGGAGAGAGAAACGAGGUCAAGUGCCUAUCUCAGAAGCAGAAUUGAUGCGAGAUAUCAUCUAUUUAUUACAAGGUAUCAAUGGAAAAUAUGUCGGCUUCGAAGAUGUUCUCUUGCCGGCUUCGAAUGAGAUGGGAGAGACGCGAGAAGCGGAAAGAAUCGUAAAGGUGAAAUUCUCUCAAGAUUCAGAACAUCUGAUUUCACACCCAACAAAGCAUUUGAUUCAUCGAGUUGCAGAACUUGGAAGGCUAUACAAACGUAUAGAUGAAUUUCAUCGUCAAUUUUCACAAAAAGAAGGUACUGGACUCAUCAUGCAGUCGCUGUGUCAUUUUGUUUUGUCGGAAUUGACAGACUAUUACCGUCUUGUGGCUAUCCUGGAGGCACAAAUGAACAAUGUUGAAACAGAUGGCAAUGACCAAAAAGGUUUAACACUUCGUCGGAUAUCUGUUUGGACGGAAGAAGUUACUCUGCGUAUGCGAUUGAUCAGUACGAUAAUCGAAGGUUGUCAAGACGCCCACGGUGGAGCGAUUGUGUCUCUUAUUCAUUCGUAUACCUUUCAUGGAGACCCAUUGAUCCGCAAAUUCACCGCUGAGAUACUCGAUCAGGUCUCCAAACCGUUCUUUCAUGCGCUGUCAUUAUGGAUCUUUGAAGGCGAGUUGCAAGAUCCAUUUGAAGAGUUUUUCGUCGAGGCAAACAAAGAUCUUAAAGCCACUUGGGGACCGACGGGUGAAGACUUGAACAGUGCCUUGUACAUGUCCACUUCGCAAGAUCACCACAUGGCGCCUCCUUCAUCUUUGUGGCAAAAUCAGUUCCGCUUCCGUACCGAAAUGCUGCCCAGCUUCAUCCGGGAAAGUUUUGGACGAAAGAUAUUCAGUACAGGAAAGAGCUUAAAUUUCAUUCGAUUUAGCUGUGAUGAUGCAGAUUGGGUAGCCACCAAGGCUUCCCAAAGGAAGGAAGGUAAUGCUAUUCUGCGGUACGCUAAUCUACCUGGCUUGGAACGUACGAUCGAUGAGGCAUAUGCUUCGGCAAGCACACGUUUAUUGGACAUCUUUAUCGGCAAGUAUAAGCUAAUGGCACAUCUUCGAGCUUUAAAGGAUUACCUCAUGCUCACAAAGGGAGACUUUACGGAUCUUUUGAUGGAGUCUAUUGGACCUUCGUUGGACAAGCCUGCAUCUUCGCUCUUUCGGCACAAUCUUACCGCUUCACUUGAAACUUCCAUUCGCGGAUCCAAUAGUCAAUACGAUGACGUUGAUAUCGUUGGUCGAUUGGACGCUCGUAUUCUUGAUUUCAGCGAAGGAGAUCUUGGUUGGGAUAGCUUUACGCUGGAAUAUCGCGUAGAUGAGCCUGUGAGCACGGUUUUGGACAAUCAUGCAAUGCUUGGCUAUCAGAUUAUCUUUAAUCAUCUUUGGAAGGUGAAAAGGGUGGAAUUGGCAUUGGGUAGUGGAUGGGAAAAGUUGCUUUUGGCUGCAAAUAUGCUUAGAAGAAUUCAACCUCGAACACUCAAAAAGGCAGCUCUGGCACGAAGGGCAACCAUAGAACCGCAAAGCAAUCUUGGCGAACAGAUUCACUUUGUGAAACAAUUGCAAGGCUUUGUGAAUUUGGAGGUGGUUGAAUAUUCAUGGAACGAUUUAACUCAAUUAUUCUCAACACAAGCCAAUCACAAGAACAGACUGAUGGAUCUGGACGAGUUGAUUUCGACGCAUCGUGCAUACCUCAACACUUUGAUAUCAAAGAUCAUGCUGCGUGGUGUGACUAGUUCUUCUUCCGGUAGACGUGCACCUAAUGAUCAAUUAGCCGUUGAAGUCAAGGCAAAUUUGGAUACAAUGCUAGCGUUCGCUUUGGCUAUCGAAGAUCUUGCUCGUUAUAUCGUUGAUCAAGUAGCAAGAUCAGAUUUGAGCGGAAACAAGAACCGCACCUCUACACCUGUCAACAGUAGUUCACGACCAGGUACGCCAUCUUUGACAUCUCAGGCAUCCAGAAAAGCACCAAUUGAUGCUUCAUCUUUGGAGAAUAUCAAGAACCGACUCGAGUCUAAUCAUGCCAAAUUCCAAUCUUCAACGCAGAUGAUCAUUGGUAAAUUGGAGAAACAUUCCAAUUUAGUCGUCCGUGACUUGGCAACGAGAUUGAACUUCAAUUCAUACUACAGUCACUUAUCAAGUUCUACAAGUGUUGCUGCUGUUAAUCUGCCCGGACAAUCUCGACGCUGAAUAGAGAAGAAAGGCUGAAAAGACGCUUUUUGAUGUAUAUUAGUAAAAACAACCCCAAUGUAUUACUGAAAGAUUUGCGAAAGAUUAAUUACAAAGAUAUACUGCAGUGAAAAAUAUAAAUAACCCCUUUGCUCAAAGCUUAGCCUUUGCUUUACGUCUAUCCUGGAACCAUCCCAUCAUGCCUAGAUCCUUCUCUGCAUAAAUGUGUUUCGAUUCAACGUACUCGUCCAAACCAUGACUGCCCAAUUCACGUCCAUUACCACUCCAUCCAAAUCCUCCCCAUUCAGCUCUUGGUGUAUAAGCUCCAAAUGUGUUUUGCCAAACGGUACCAUGUCGUAAACGUUUUGCUAUCCUUAGCGAUCGAUCUUU